AUGGUCCCUGUUGCAAGCAGUGUGGCAGAAGGAAAUGUCAGUAACGGCGGAGUAAAGAGAAAAAGCGAUGCCCCGGUACCAUGUACGACCGAUCGAAUGACCACUAGGUCUGGACUUGCCUUGGGCAGCAGAAUCCCUCCUCCAAAAAAGUAUGUUCGAAUCCUUUUUGGUCAAACCAUUCGUGGAAGGUUUGUUACGAAGGUUCCUGACUGCUUUCGUUAUUAAAGCAAACUUUUGGUUUUGAAUUCGACUAUCUUUUGAUAUUCUAAUAAUGAAAUGUUAUGUUUUAGAAGUCGUCCCACAGUGGCCAGAAGAACUUUUUGUCCAGUAGGUUGUUUUUUUUCUUUUUACUAUGGUUUAGAGUGUGAACAUGAACAUCGCCGAGGUCGCGGCCACUUCCUCGUCAUCUGCCAAUUUGUCGCUUCGAUCUGAAGGUCUUUCUUCGAUGGGAUCGUCGAUUAAUUCUCGAUUAUCUGGAUUCAAUCUGGGAUCAGAGAUAAAUGGACAGGAUCGGUGCCCACAUGCUGAAUUGAUCCCUCUUCCACAUACCUUUUUGGGUGAACAAGUUUCCAGGGCGUCCUCCAGCGGGGUAUCUCCUUUUUUGAAUCAUGCAAAUGAUCCUGUCAAUGUAUUGGUUAAUUUGGAAGGAGCUGAAUUGGCCGAAGCCUUAGCUGCUCAAAGACAGUGGGAAAUCAGAAGAGCUCAGAUUGAACAAGAUGAAAGAUUGGCCAGACAAUUGUGGAAUGCGGAAAGUGUUCUGAAUGAGCCGGUUAUUAUUGUGAAUCCAUCCCCAGUGACGACGAAAAAGGUCCCUAAUUGUCAGAAUUCUCCAGCUAUUGUUCCUGCAAGUUCCUUCAGUAAGUCGAAUUUUUUAAUUGAUACCUAAUUAUAGGGGAAUCUUGUUCAAUUUGUUUUGCGGAACCGGCGUUGGCUCCGUUACGAUGUAAAUUUUGUUCCCAAUGCGUUGGCUGCAAGAGUUGUGUCAAACAAUGGUUUGGAGGCCCAUCUUCCGAAAAGAAUAGGAAGCAAUGUCCUCUCUGUCGGCACAACUGGAAGACUCUUGGUCCAUCUUACGUUACUCCCAUCAUUACUGGUUAA
This is a messenger RNA of Bursaphelenchus xylophilus (pine wood nematode), 1098 nucleotides long. Lineage: Eukaryota; Metazoa; Nematoda; Chromadorea; Rhabditida; Aphelenchoididae. The record is from the annotation of a GenBank genome assembly.